Messenger RNA from Seminavis robusta, 2286 nucleotides. Lineage: Eukaryota; Bacillariophyta; Bacillariophyceae; Naviculales; Naviculaceae. The record is from the annotation of a GenBank genome assembly.
AUGAAAACCGAUUGGGUCUGCGAUCUUUGCCAUCAUGAACUCGUGACGAUGAGCGAGGAGCCACCGGAUGUUUGUGCAGCUUGUCAAGGCAAACGCUUUACCUGGAACUGCCCAGGCUGCACGUUGCGGAAUCCUUCCGAAAACGCUUUCUGUGAAAUGUGCCAAACAUCUCGUCGAAUUUGGAACUGCGCACAGUGUACCUACCGAAACAGUGGAAAGGAUGAUAUCUGCGUCCUGUGUCAGCAGCCGAAAGAAGUGGAUAAUGGUGGCCUCGUCUCUUCAAUAGAGGCGAAGGUGCAGAAGAAGGUGGAGGACGCGGACAUUGACCUUGUUGAAUCUGUGGACGAGCUGCGUGGUGCUGACCUUCUCGAAUGGAGUUGCGGUCACUGCACGUUCACGAAUCCAGGCGAGUACGUUACCUGUGAAAUGUGCUUCAAGUCAAAGGCGACCAAGGAGUCACAGAAUGACGAGCGAUUUUGUAGCGAAGUUGAUCGUAAGCCAUCAGCACGGGAGGAGCCGGAUUCGAUAGUCCGGAAGCUUGGAAAGGCACGUGAUGCUGCCUCAGACGUACUCUUUGCGGCCCAGAGAGAGCGCGAGAAGAAGAUGAAGCAUAUUCAGGACGUUCAAGGUGGAUGUCUGAGUUUGCAGUACCUGGACGUUGCGAAAGCGAUCACGUCAGCUGGAAGGGGAGCAGACGAUGAAGAAGUGCUUCUCGAGUGUAUCAAGCAAGUUCAAGCUCACCAGAGAGAUAUUGCACAGGAAAAGAAGAUGGAUGCCAGAAAGGCUGAGCCGUCCGUUGAUCUGACAAGCCAUCGUGUCAACACGGACCAACGCCGUCAGUGGAUGAAAGACGCAAAUGUGCCGGAGCGCUUCGGGCAAGCUUUGUGUAAGCAAACAUGGACUCUCGAUGACAUGAGCACCUUACAACUCUUUUCAAAGGAACCCGCUUUGUGCAUGACGGUGCUGGAGCAUAACGCUCGGCACUCUCGGGUUGAAGGACGCAGAAUUGGAAAUUUCUCGAGUUCAUCGAAUCUAUCCGAGCGGGAAAACAACGAGGUUUCGAAGUCGGAGCUCAGAAGCAAGCGAUUGGCUCGUUUUCAGGAGCCUCGGAUACCUCCGAGCACAUCGUUUGGGCAUAGCCAGACUACUGCGUCUCGCGACAAUGAUGCACAUUUCCGCUCGGAGCCAAACAUCCGAUUUGCGUCAGCCCCUUUCCUAUGCAUGCCUAGGACAAGGACGGAUGAUAUGGACGGUAGAGCGGCGAAUUGCCAACCAAUGCUCUCUGAAAGUUGGCGUGAAUUCACUGAGAGGCUUAUGCAAGAGUCUGGUGCAUGUGGUGGUGACGACACGGACAAGAUAAGGGCUGUAUUUGUUUGGCUCACUGUCAACGUGAAGUAUGAUCACGACUCGAUAGCCGACAAUGGGACAAGACGAAAGCUGCAAGGAUGCGAAAGGAACAUUAGCGAGGCAGACAGAAACUGCGCCAUGGACGCUAUCAUACACAAUCGAGAGGCAGUGUGCGCAGGAUACGCGUGGAUGUUUGCAAGGAUGUGCGAUCGUGGUGGAGUGCAAGCGGAGGUCCGUUACGUCUCUGGAGUCACGAAACAUGCCAAAGUGCUCAAGGCGAAGCUCAAUGCUGCACACAUGGACACGCAUGCUUGGAAUGUCGUCUUGUCCGUCUCAGGAGAGCCCUUUAUGGUUGAUUGCACUUGGUCAGCACUGGGGGAGUUGGAGUCUGGUGAUGGUGUGAACGAAGAGUAUUGGAAAGUGAACCCACAUCAUUUCAUUCAUCAGUUUUAUCCGACGGAAGCUGAAAACCAAUGCCUCAACCCAACAUGGACAUUGGAACAAUUCUGUGCGUCUCCAAAUUUCUAUCCGUCCUACUUCCGCCUUGGUUUGAACGUGGAAGGAAGAGAUAGCCUCUUUGCUGGCUAUUUGCUGCUCAAUCAACCAAAAGACAGAAACUUGAGGCUUUCUUUCUUUGCGCGGGAAGACGAAUGUCCCUCAUCCUAUAUCCAGGUAUCAUCAAAAUUCGCCACUUCUCCACUGGACCUGAAGAAAACUCCUCCUUGCCAGACUGAGAUGGACUUGACAUUGUUCCGAACUGAACGGGUGGAUCGCGCCAACCCUGCUGGAGCCUACAAAGUAUUUGCAGGGGAGAUCGCUAUGCCAUCCUUCUCGGUUGCAACAUAUUAUGGUCUCUUCACCGUUUGGGCCAAUGAUACAGGAAGCCAAAGACGCUAUCUUUCGAAAGUGAUGGAAUUCAUGGUGCAUCACGCUGACUGA